Mercenaria mercenaria is the source of this 1593-nucleotide messenger RNA. RefSeq lists its product as uncharacterized. The coding region runs from base 244 to 1284 and encodes 346 amino acids. The record is from RefSeq and is a predicted model, not a curated record. The transcript has 2 exons. Lineage: Eukaryota; Metazoa; Mollusca; Bivalvia; Venerida; Veneridae.
CUGACAGGUAAAAAUUUAGAUAUUAUAACCUUAUACUGUGCAGUAUUUUAUUAACAGGGGGUUUAAGAUAUUAAAACGAGAUAUUAUGGGCGCUUAAUAGUCACCGGAAGUUCAUUAUUUGAAGUUUAAACGUGAAGUUCACAUGUCUAUACAAGAAUUAAGGUUGCAGGAAAAAUCACGGAAAUGUCGUAAAUAAUCUUGUCUGCAGAGAUAUUGAUCAUCAGCUUAAUUGUUGUGGUUAUUAUGAACAAACUGUUGAAGAGGCAAACACUAUAUCUUCUGAUAAUAUUAUUGAUAUUAUUAACAUUCUGGUUUCUUCAUUCUAAUCACCAUGACAACGAAACCACCGAGCCAAGUGAACAUUUAAAGAGAGAUUAUGUUUUAUUUGAUGACACAAGAAAAGAAUCGCCUAGAAGUGAUAAGAAGAUUAUCUCUCCUCGAAACGAAAUAAAUAUUUACAAACAAACACUUGAAGCAAAGAGGCUCAUUCAUAUACACAAUGUUUAUUUGAAAACAUUACGUGGAAAAACGCCCAUUUUUGUAUAUUCCGCAAAAGUUGACAACAUGAUUUCAGGUUAUGUAAAGGAUUAUGGGACAUGGGAGGAAGACUUACUAAACCAGACCGGAAUAUAUCUUUUACAUCAGCCGGAUACCACUUUUAUAGAUAUAGGUUGUAAUAUUGGUGUGUAUACAUUAUUUGCAGCCAAACUUGGAAUGAAAGUUUUCUCAAUAGACCCAGUGGAAAAUAAUUUGGUAUUACUAUCAAAAUCAGUUGAUGCAGGAAGGUUUGCUGAAAAUGUAACUUUAGUUUUAAAUGCAGUGUCUGAUGAAUAUAAAUCUGUUGUUAUGAAUAUUCCUAAAGACAAUAUAGGUGGUGCACAUAUUGUAGAUACAGUCAGAGAUAUUCAUAAAGAUAAUAUAGGGGGUGCACAUAUUGUAGAUAAAGUGAAAGAUAUUUCAAAAGAAAACGUAAAUGUAGCUGAGACAAUAUUGCUAGACGAUCUGAUUCCGUACAUUAGAACUGAGAAUGUUUUUAUAAAGAUGGAUGUUGAAGGACAUGAAUGGAAUGUUUUAAACGGUGGCCAUCAAUUUUUCCAAGCUAAAGAUGUGAAAGUUAUUUUAAUGGAAUGGGUUCAUCACCGCCAUAGUGAAAAUGGACGAUUGAUAAUAGAGCAGCUGAUCAAAAACGGGUUUCUUCCAUAUACAGAUAUAGCAAGGAACGAAAUUUUAGAGCCCGAUGUUUUCUAUACAUGGCCAGAAAACGUGUUUUGGAUUAAAAGAUAAACAAAACAUGUUAUCAAGUUAAAGCUGUCUUUUAUCAACUUAAAGUUCAACUUAAACGUAGCAUUUUAUCAAAUUAAUCGUAUAAUUUUAUCCAGCUAGUCAUUUGUGCAAUAUAAUUUUAUGAUUAGUAUGUAAAUAUUAAUAUAUUGUUGCGUGGUAGAAUACCAUCACGGUACUUUACCCUUUUUGAUAUUUUAUACGGGUAAAUAUAUAUGUAACAACCGAAAAUGUUACGAUUAUCAAAGCUCAAAAAUGUCAUAUGUGCAUAGGUAUAUCUGCCGAAUAAAAAAUUAUAAUGUCACAGUUUUA